Messenger RNA from Dibothriocephalus latus, 432 nucleotides. The record is from the annotation of a GenBank genome assembly. NCBI's taxonomy places the organism in Eukaryota, Metazoa, Platyhelminthes, Cestoda, Diphyllobothriidea, Diphyllobothriidae.
UCGAAGCCGACCAACAAGCUGCAUCACGUGACCGCUGAAAUUUAUGCGCCAGAUGCCCGCACAGCCUCCUCUCCAAGUGCCGAUGGCCCAUGCCCCGUGUACCGUGCUGUGGGUGAGUGGAACUCCUCAUUCCGUCUGCAUGAUCUUUCCACGCAGGUUGAAGAGACAAUUGACGUCGGGAGUAUUGCAGUUUAUCCAAAAUAUGUGCGCCCACUUCGUCUGCAGGCGCCCGAAGAAUCACAACGGCUCUGGGAGAAGGUUACCGAGGCCCUACGUGAUGGGGACAUAAAUAGAGCAUCAGAAGAAAAGUUCAAGCUUGAAGACGUACAGCGCGUAAGUGAAAACGCUAGAACACGUUUGCGUCUGUCUCAUCAUCCCAAAUACUUUCAGGCCUCGGCUACUGGUUGGACAUACAACAAUCUUGCAUCAUAG